AUGAAACUGUCACAGGCAUUGGUGCGAACACCCUUCUCUGCAACUUCACCAGCUUUAAUCCGCACCCAAAAUUCCAUCUUGACCUCAAAUGGAAGCAGAAGGGUCUUUGUCUUUGGGCACCAAAGCCUCAGAAUCCCGAGUUGCGCCUGCAGCAACACGGGAUCCGCUGUUUCUUCUUCUGCGGCCGCGAAUUCUUCUUCGCCGCCGCAUGUUGCUUCCAAUUCUGGAUAUGAUUCUGUGGUGACUCAGGAGCAGCCAGGGAAGUUGGAGGCCUUAGAGGAAGCCAUUGAGAAGGCGAUUUAUAGGUGCCGGUUUAUGGCUCUUCUGGGAGUAUUUGGGUCUUUAAUUGGAUCAUUGCUUUGUUUUGUCAAGGGCUGCACAUUUGUUACAGCGUCGUUUAUGCAAUACUUUGUCAACCGCAGUAAAGUAAUCCAAACGCUAAUAGAAGCUAUUGAUGUCUAUCUUUUAGGAACUGUGAUGCUUGUCUUUGGAAUGGGUCUCUAUGAGCUCUUUGUCAGCAAUCUUGGCAGUGCAACCUCUCUUCCAGAUCAAAAACCUUCUGACAGAUCAAGUCUCUUUGGUCUAUUCACUCUAAAGGGACGACCAAAAUGGCUGAAUUUAAAAACUGUGGAUGAACUGAAAACCAAGCUUGGUCACGUCAUAGUGAUGCUGCUUCUGAUUGGGUUGUUUGACAAAAGUAAGAAAGCUGCCAUACACACUCCUGUGGAUUUGUUAUGCUUCUGUAUUUCUGUCCUCCUUUCUUCUAGUUGCCUCUUUUUGCUGUCUAAGCUGAAUUAG
Messenger RNA from Sphenostylis stenocarpa, 798 nucleotides. The record is from the annotation of a GenBank genome assembly. NCBI's taxonomy places the organism in Eukaryota, Viridiplantae, Streptophyta, Magnoliopsida, Fabales, Fabaceae.